Messenger RNA from Episyrphus balteatus (marmalade hoverfly), 1296 nucleotides. Its product is annotated as agrin-like. Lineage: Eukaryota; Metazoa; Arthropoda; Insecta; Diptera; Syrphidae. Gene Ontology annotation, molecular function: protein binding. The transcript has 8 exons. Gene Ontology annotation, biological process: cell differentiation; multicellular organism development. The coding region runs from base 1 to 1296 and encodes 431 amino acids. The record is from RefSeq and is a predicted model, not a curated record.
AUGUGUGCAACUUUUAAUGGUCAAAGCAAAACAUUUGACAAUGAAUGCUUUUUGGAUUUAGAAAUUUGUGUUUCUGGAAAUCCUUGGGAUAUUUCAUACAAAGGUCGAUGCCAAAAUAAUCGAGUGCCUCUAACACAACCACCACUUGAAAUGCCAGGAUUUAUUCAGCCACCACAAAUCGAUCUGCCACCAUUCGAUCCGGUAUCAUUUAUUCUGCCAUCACCUUUUACCCAACCCUUAAUUGACCAACCAACGCCAUCAAAUCUUUCCAUUUUGGCUUGUCCAUUAUGCUCUGAUUCAUAUAAGCCAGUUUGUGGCUUUAGUGAUGGCAAACAACAAACAUUUAAUAAUGAAUGUCUCUUGUUAUCUGAAAAUUGUUAUUCUUCCAAUACAAAAUGGACGGUUGGGUAUCAAGGCGUAUGUCACGAAUUGGACACACAACGAAACUGCCCUAAUUUCUGCCCACUGGACUUUGAUCCCGUGUGUGCUACUUUGAAUGGAGUAAGCCGAACUUUCCCAAACGAAUGUGAACUGAAUUAUGAAGUCUACAAAACCAAUAAACAGUGGGUCAUUCUCAACUUGGGAGAGUGUGAUUACUGCCCGGUUUGUUCAGAUGAAAUCGAACCAGUUUGUGCUGAAUUUGAUGGUCAGACGCGAACAUUUGAUAACAUCUGUAUGAUAGAAGCAGAAAACUGCAGAACCAAAAAGGAAUGGAAGAUAGUUUCAAGAACUGCUUGUGAAAUCAACAAUUGUCCACAAGUUUGUCCAAAAACUUAUAUUCCUAUUUGUGCCAUGAGUAAUGGUGAGGCAAGAACUUUUGGUAAUAUUUGUGAGAUGAGACGAGAAGCAUGUAAUACAAAUACAGUCUGGACUAUAACGAGUAAAGGAGAAUGUCCCCUUCCAAAUGACAACUGUCCAAAAUCAUGUAGUUUACAGUACAACCCGGUUUGUGCUACUUAUGAUGGAACUUCUAAGGAAUUCAUUAAUGAAUGCUUUUUAAGAUCAGAAGUUUGCAAAACUAACAAAAAUUGGGAGUUUGUUAAUGCAGGACCAUGUGCUCCAAAAGUGCAACAUAUUACGCCAUAUCAAGGACUUGUUACUGAAAUUAUUACUCCAAUUACACCAAUCGUAAAACCCGAACCUAAAUGUCAGAUUAGUAAGUGCCUAGCUUUCCGUGAUCCAGUUUGUGCAACUUUCAAUGGAGAAGAGAAAACUUUUUCAAACGCUUGCUUCUUCAAUAACUACAAGUGUAGAACCGGCGAAGGUAAGAAUACAAACUUAAAUAUUUAUCAAUGA